GGGGAAGCCGUACAGAGGUUUAAAAGUAAGGGUGUACAGCUCUCGACCUACACACCCUACCGGGAUACUUGGGAUUCCAACACAACCAUGUUCCCUAUCGUGUUGCUGGCCUACGUCGUCGCCGUCAAGGUAUUCAAGAAAACCACCCCUAAUGGAAAGGUUACUGUGUACCUUGGAAAGCGAGACUUCAUCGACCACUUGGACUCUGUAGACCCCAUCGAUGGCGUUGUGGUGGUGGACAACGACUACCUCAAGGGCAGGAAGGUCUACGGUCAGGUUUCCACCACAUACCGAUAUGGACGGGAGGAGGAUGAGGUUAUGGGCGUCAAGUUCAGCAAGGACAUCGUUAUUGCCAAGAGCCAGAUCGUCCCUGAACCCCGCGAGCAGGAGAAGAUGGAGCUGACCCCCGUCCAAGAGAAGCUGUUGAGGAAGUUUGGCCAGAACGCAUUCCCCUUCACGUUCCACUUCCCCGCAUGCUCACCCUCGUCCGUAACACUCCAGCCUGGAGAUGAUGAUGCCGGCAAGCCCCUCGGAGUCGAGUAUUCCAUCAGGACCUACGUCGGCGACAACUCCGAGGACCGCGGCCACAAGAGGUCAUCCGUCACUCUGGCUAUCAAGAAGCUGCAGUUCGCCCCUCCCAGCCGUGGCCGCCGUCUCCCGAGCUCCCUGGUCAGCAAGGGCUUUACCUUCUCCCAGGGCAAACUGAACCUGGAAGUCACCCUGGACCGUGAGAUCUACUACCACGGCGAGAAGGUUGCCGGCAACGUCACCGUCACCAACAACUCCAGGAAGACCGUGAAGAACAUCAAGAUCUUCGUGGUACAGCACUGCGAGGUGACCAUGGUUAAUGCCCAGUUCUCCCGCCACGUCGCCAGCCUGGAGACUCGUGAGGGAUGCCCCAUCACCCCCGGAGCGUCUUUCACCAAGGUCUUCUACCUCGUGCCUCUGGCCAGCAGCAACAAGGACCGCCGCGGCAUCGCUCUUGACGGACAUCUCAAGGACGACGAUGUCAACUUGGCCUCGUCUACGAUGGUCGCGGAGGGAAAGAGCCCUGCUGACGCCAUGGGUAUCGUCAUCUCCUACUCUCUCCGGGUGAAGCUCAACUGCGGCACUCUGGGAGGGGAGCUCGUCACUGACGUUCCCUUCAAGCUCAUGCACCCCGCUCCCGGAACCCAAGAGAUGGAGAAGUCCAAGGCUAUGAAGAAGUCCAAGAGCAUUGAGCGGUCUCGCUACGAGAACUCCCACUACGCUGACGAUGACGAUGACAACAUCGUGUUCGAGGACUUCGCGCGUCUGCGACUGAACGAGCCCGACGAAUAAACUGGACUGCUGACCACAUAAUAAUUCUGCUAUGGGUGUUGUGGAGGUGUCGCUGCAGAUCAAACGUUGCCGAAGAUCAAGGGGUGUAACAAUUGGUUUACUUUUAUUUCAUAUAUAACGUAAAGUAUAACACAGAAAGUGACUUAACUCGUACCUUUUUACUAACCUGUAUAGAUUAAACUUGCACUGCAUGUAACUACCAGGUCGAUUCAGCAAGACGCACGAGUAUAGAAUAUCACAAGUUUAUUCAACACAAAAUUAUCACUGCACGGAUUAUGUUUUAAUCUUUAAUUUGUAUUUAGUAGCUUGCUGGAUCUUAAAUUUAGCAGUUUCUGAGUGAUUUCAUGAUGCCAAAGUAGGUUAACUUAGCAACGCUUCUUUACUUCACUGGCGAUAGAUUGUUAUUUUAGCACUAAAUUUUAACACGAAAUGAAAAUUUGCACGUAAGACUAUCAAAACUUGAUAUGCUUAAGCAAUUCAGUUGGUGCUCUUAAAUAUUUAGAUAUUCAUAUUGACACGAUGGAAUACAACAAAUAGGAUUAAAAUUGCUUAUUUAAUUUUGCACGGUUUUUAUAGAAAGAUAUGUUGCUUCUUAGUGUUACGUUUUGCUGUAGGCUAUUCUUGCAUUGAAACUUAAUUCUUUGUAACUAACCGUAUAAAUAAUUGUUAUAAGCACAUAUCAAAAGUAAUAUAUUUUCCUAAUAAAUUAGUAUGUCAACUGUUUAUAUGUAUCGUAACUAGACUUAAUUCUAUAAUUCUAUUCUAUGUUUAAUUGUCGUUUUCAUGUACAGCUAACCGUAUCUUCAACGCUUUUGUCUGUUUUUUAAUCCUUGUAAAUAAAUUUAAUCGAUGUGCGUGAAACUAAUUUCUAAAUAGCUAUAUUUUUGUCAAAAACAUAUAAAUAAUACACCUUUAAGCGACGAUAUUAAUAUAAGUGAUAGAAAGGUAUGGUAAUACGGAGAGUUGGUUGACUAUACUUGGUCGAGUUAUAAUAAUUCCAUAGGAGAAAAAAUUAUGGAACCAACAACAACACGUAAACCAAUAUGCCAAUCGACCUAUAAACAAACCAGGAGCUACAUAUCAAUUUGUACAUAAGCGUAACCUGAGUUCCUAUUAUUCAUAAAAUAGAAACUUGUGUUUCCAUUCCACUGUUCCCUGCCCAUUGUUCACAGAUCUGUUGUUAUGUUGGUUUAUAUUGUUUCUAUUGUGGGUUGUUAUCAGCUGGAUUAUGUAAUACGGUUAGGUCUAUUGAUAAAGGUUUUGGGAAUGUAUAUUGAUGGAAUCAAAUAAAAGUUUCGAGUAUA
Messenger RNA from Homalodisca vitripennis (glassy-winged sharpshooter), 2624 nucleotides. It is a transcript of the gene Arr2, whose product is annotated as arrestin homolog. Gene Ontology annotation, molecular function: G protein-coupled receptor binding. The record is from RefSeq and is a predicted model, not a curated record. Bases 88 to 1320 code for a protein of 410 amino acids. Lineage: Eukaryota; Metazoa; Arthropoda; Insecta; Hemiptera; Cicadellidae. Gene Ontology annotation, cellular component: cytoplasm. The transcript is spliced from 7 exons. Gene Ontology annotation, biological process: G protein-coupled receptor internalization; signal transduction.